Sphaerodactylus townsendi is the source of this 490-nucleotide messenger RNA. Its product is annotated as dehydrogenase/reductase SDR family member 11-like. The transcript has 3 exons. Lineage: Eukaryota; Metazoa; Chordata; Lepidosauria; Squamata; Sphaerodactylidae. The record is from RefSeq and is a predicted model, not a curated record. Bases 8 to 490 code for a protein of 160 amino acids.
GGCGGGCAUGGAGCGCUGGCAGGGGCGGGUGGCGCUGGUGACGGGCGCCUCGGUGGGCAUCGGGGCGGCGGUGGCGCGGGCGCUGGUCCAGCAGGGCAUGAAGGUGGUGGGCUGCGCCCGGAGCGUGGACAAGAUCGAGAAAUUGGCUGCGGAGUGCCAGAGUGCCGGGUUUCCGGGCACGCUCAUUCCAUACAAGUGCGACCUCUCCGUUGAAGAGGAGAUCCUGUCCAUGUUCUCUGCCAUCAAGACGCUCCACCAAGGGGUUGACAUCUGUAUCAACAACGCUGGGCUGGCUCUGCCGGAGCCCUUGUUAUCCGGCAAGACGGAAGGCUGGAGAACAAUGCUGGAUUACAGCGGUUCUCAACCCUGGGGUCGAGCGGUCCUUUCACAGGAAUUGCAUACAAGACUCCUCGUGCCCUUCCUGGGGAGCUUAGAGCAAAACAUGGGGAGCUCUCCCUUCCCGUUUGACCAACCCUCAUCUCCGCUGUGA